Messenger RNA from Penicillium argentinense, 222 nucleotides. RefSeq lists its product as uncharacterized. The coding region runs from base 1 to 222 and encodes 73 amino acids. The transcript has a single exon. The record is from RefSeq and is a predicted model, not a curated record. NCBI's taxonomy places the organism in Eukaryota, Fungi, Ascomycota, Eurotiomycetes, Eurotiales, Aspergillaceae.
AUGCUCGCCGGCGCCUCCUCCCCCACCGCCGCCGACGCAGAAGUACUCGCGCGCCGCCAACGUGCUGGCCAGCUUUGCUCAACCACCCUUCUCCGGAUCCAGUCCUCCCAGUCCGCAGAGCAGCUGAGUGAAUGGUCCCCGGAGGAACGCAUGAUUCCCACAACUGCCUGUCUGCCUGCCUCACCAAUCAGGAUCCAUCACUCCUUCAAUCCCACUGGUUGA